This is a messenger RNA of Astrephomene gubernaculifera, 726 nucleotides long. The record is from the annotation of a GenBank genome assembly. NCBI's taxonomy places the organism in Eukaryota, Viridiplantae, Chlorophyta, Chlorophyceae, Chlamydomonadales, Astrephomenaceae.
GGUUUGCACUCUUACGUACGCUUCUGCUCGCACUUCGAUUAGUCCUAUUAUCAAGCCUCCGUUCGCUUUAGCUCGCCAGCCCUUUUCAGCGCCAUAGUACUUGAUACAUUUAUGCUCUUCCUGUAGCGUAUCUUAAUAUACAAACGACCUGGCAAGAAGCUUCAAUCCUUAGCCAAACGCAACCAUGGCAAAAUGGGGAGAGGGUGAUCCACGUUGGCUUGUGGAACAUCGAGAGGACGGCAAGAAUGUUAACGGAUGGCAUUGGGAGGAGAAGGAUCGCAAGGAGUGGACUAAAUCGCGGCUAGCGGAGCUGUUCUCGGGGCUGGUACUGCUCGACGCAGAGGACGCAAGCGAAGGGGAGCCGGCAAAGCUUAAAAUAGAGCGCCUAAAAGACUUGACGGGCGAUGCCUCCAUCACCACCCGCAAGGGCAACAAGCGGUUCGCGGUGUUCGACAUGGGGCUGGUGCUGGUGUGGGAGGGGGCGGUGGCGGGAGGCGCCGGCACGGUGCGCGGCGACAUCCGGGUGGAGGAGGUGCACUCCACGGGGGACGAGGACGACUACGUGUACUCGGUCACCGCGGAGGGAAGCGGCGCGGCGCAGGACAAGCUGCGGUCGCUGGUGGCGGGUGCCGCCAUGAAGGCCCGCGUGUACGAGGUGAUUGCGCAGUGCAUCCGGGAGCUGCGGGAGCAGGCGUGACAGGAGUGGCACACGCGGGGGUGCCCGGG